Molecule: messenger RNA, 538 nt
Organism: Hibiscus syriacus
Lineage: Eukaryota; Viridiplantae; Streptophyta; Magnoliopsida; Malvales; Malvaceae
Product: nuclear transcription factor Y subunit B-4-like
Exons: 1
Coding region: 1-531 (176 amino acids)
Biological process (GO): regulation of transcription by RNA polymerase II
Cellular component (GO): CCAAT-binding factor complex; nucleus
Molecular function (GO): protein heterodimerization activity; DNA-binding transcription activator activity, RNA polymerase II-specific; RNA polymerase II cis-regulatory region sequence-specific DNA binding
Source: RefSeq, a predicted model, not a curated record
AUGUCUGAUAACAUAGGUAUUAUUUUAGAUAGGGAAGGCCUUGAGUACAACUUUGGUGCAGGCGCAGCAGCUGGUGGUAGUGUGGCCUCAGGUGAGGAUGGCAUCAUCAAGGAACAAGACCAGAUGCUUCCGAUAGCGAACGUCGGCCGAAUCAUGAAGCAGAUUCUACCCCCGAAUGCGAAGAUCUCCAAAGAAGCUAAAGAAACCAUGCAAGAAUGUGUGUCCGAGUUCAUUAGCUUCGUCACCGGGGAGGCAUCCGAUAAGUGCCACAAGGAAAAGCGCAAGACCGUGAACGGGGACGAUAUUUGUUGGGCGAUGGCGGCUCUAGGGUUCGAUAACUACGCCGAGCAUUUGAAAAGGUAUUUGCAUAGGUAUAGGGAACAAGAAGGGGAGAGGGCUAGCUUGAAUAGAGCUUCAGGGAACCAAGAAGAAAAGGAAGAAAGAUCGAAUUACAGAUCUGUGAUUCAAUCAACGCCGUUGACGUUCAACGGCGUUGAGAGGAUCAAUAGCGCUCUUUCAAGGCCGUUUUAAAGGGAUA